AUGUCAACAAGUGAGAAUAAGAACACGAAAAUCUACGAACUCCCGAAGUUGAAGGACGAUGGGUCCAACUACAACGCGUGGAAGUUUCGUCAAACGACAGUUUUGAAACUGCGUGGAUUAUUCAGCGUAGCGAACGGAACCAAUAACUUGCCCAACUCACCCACCGAAGCCAAACUAAAAGACGACGCAAAAGUCUUGAACUAUAAAGAGUCGAUUGCUAAGUGGACAAAACGGGAUGAGGACGCGUUUGCGCAAAUCACGCUGAACAUGGAAGAUGGAGCUAUGGCGGACGUAAUGGACACAACUACGGCUAAGCAAGCAUGGACUCGAAUAGUUGAACGCUGGGAAGGAAAAGGCGUCCAAUCGCUAUCUUUCUUAUAUCAGCAGCUUACCUCAACGAAAAUUUUGGAAGAUGACGACAUCGCUACCGGUUUAAACAACCUAUUGUCAAUUGCUUCCAAGAUGAAAACACUUGGGGAGCCUGUCAGCAACCUAAUGAUGGCACAAAUCAUGAUGAAUGCGUUGCCACCCACCUAUGCAAUCGUUAACACCGUCAUCCAAACCACAAACCAGGCGAGCGCUGUUACACCUCUGAUGGUCAAGGAAGCCGCUCUAAAGGAGGAAGAACGUUGUAAAAACGGCACUGGUCUCACGGCGAUGUUCUCGCACUUACCGAACAAGUCCAAAACAUCGAACGCAAAAUCGUCGAGCUUGAACUCGAAAAACCGGCGAAAGAAAAACAAAGGACCCGCAUGUCUUAACUGCGGUAAACCUGGUCAUUCAAAGCAAGAAUGUUGGGCAGCGGGAGGCGGCGCCAAAGGAACGGGACCAAGGCAGAAGAACGGUGCCGACAAGCAACCAAAGGACAAGGGCAAAGAGACGUCAACGAAAACUGAAUCAGCAAAGGUCGCAGUUACAACAAACGACUUACCCGCGGUCCUAUAUGCGUUACCGGCAGUCAACAGCGAACCGGCCAAUAACUCAUGGCUACUUGAUUCGGGUGCAUCGAAGCACAUGACGCCCAAUCAACACUGGUUUGCCACAUAUUGUCCACUUACAUUGCCCGUCCACGUUCAAGUUGGAAACAGGAAGCAAAUCCCGGCUGCAGGCAUCGGUCGCGUUUUUAUCGUGAUGCAAAACCGUCAAGGAACUGAGCACAAAGCGGUAAUAAAAGAAGUCCUACACGUACCCAAGCUACAAGCAAACCUCAUGUCGGUCCAAGAACUUGUAAACAACGGGACAGAGGUCGCAUUCGGAAAGGACUACGGCGCGGUCCUUGUCGCAAAUAAGGGACAAGGUCCCGAGAUUGGUUAUGCUCGUCAAACUGAUCAACUCUACAAACUAAAUGCACAAGUGAAACGUACCAAAGAAACCGCACACAUUGGAUUGGUCGAACCAGACAAUCAGAACGAACGCAAUGACGCCAAGGCACACAAUUUUGUUGCCUAUGCUGCAACUGCUAUCGCGAGAGCCGAUUUGACCACUUGGCAUUGA
This is a messenger RNA of Rhizoctonia solani, 1494 nucleotides long. Its product is annotated as Copia-like polyprotein/retrotransposon. The coding region runs from base 1 to 1494 and encodes 497 amino acids. The record is from RefSeq and is a predicted model, not a curated record. NCBI's taxonomy places the organism in Eukaryota, Fungi, Basidiomycota, Agaricomycetes, Cantharellales, Ceratobasidiaceae. Gene Ontology annotation, molecular function: zinc ion binding; nucleic acid binding. The transcript has a single exon.